AUGUCACAGUGGGUGGGUCAGAUGUCCAAAUUGCAAGGACAUUCUGGUAGCGUUAACUUGAAUUUAAGAAUCGAGUUAUUGUGCAAUGCGAAUCAAAACAGUGAAGAACUCACAGGUCAUGAUGUUUUAAACGAGGUGGAUGUUGGUGAUAACAAUUCCUCAGCAGGGCACAUCAAGGCUCCCCUUCUGCUAGUAGAGAACAAUGAAACAGAGGAGGCUGUGCAAGGCUUGAAGAAAUGUGCCGAACAUACAGGCCUUGGAAUCAAUACUUGCUCUCCGCAUCAGAUCGCAUGGGAUGCUCCUUCUCCCAUUCAAACCAAAGAUGAAGGCGAACUUGAAGUUGAGUAG
Molecule: messenger RNA, 348 nt
Organism: Suillus subalutaceus
Lineage: Eukaryota; Fungi; Basidiomycota; Agaricomycetes; Boletales; Suillaceae
Exons: 6
Coding region: 1-348 (115 amino acids)
Source: RefSeq, a predicted model, not a curated record